AUGAAUGGUAGAAUGACUCAUCAAAUGAAAGAUAGUGAUAUUUCAUAUGAAUGGCAAAAUGAUUCAUCAAAUGCAAGACAUAAUGAUAAGUUUUAUUUUCUU
This is a messenger RNA of Rotaria sordida, 102 nucleotides long. Lineage: Eukaryota; Metazoa; Rotifera; Eurotatoria; Philodinida; Philodinidae. The record is from the annotation of a GenBank genome assembly.